Knipowitschia caucasica is the source of this 1881-nucleotide messenger RNA. The record is from the annotation of a GenBank genome assembly. NCBI's taxonomy places the organism in Eukaryota, Metazoa, Chordata, Actinopteri, Gobiiformes, Gobiidae.
AUGAGCUUCCUCCGCAGAGUGGCUGGGCGCUCCCUUAGAGAUAGGGGAGAGUACACCUGCAGAGGGAGAGUACACCUGCAGAGGGAGAGGCAGAGGGAGAGUACACCUGCACAGGCAGAGGGAGAGUACACCUGCACAGGCAGAGGGAGAGUACACCUGCAGAGGGAGAGUGCAGAGGGAGAGUACGCCUGCACAGGCAGAGGGAGAGUACACCUGCAGAGGGAGAGUACAUGUGCACAGGCAGAGGGAGAGUACGCCUGCACAGGCAGAGGGAGAGUACACCUGCAGAGGAAGAGUACACCUGUACAGGCAGAGGGAGAGUACACCUGCAGAGGGAGAGUACACCUGCACAGGCAGAGGGAGAGUACACCUGCAGAGGGAGAGUACGCCUGCACAGGCAGAGGGAGAGUACACCUGCAGAGGGAGAGUACACCUGCACAGGCAGAGGGAGAGUACACCUGCAGAGGGAGAGUUCGCCUGCACAGGCAGAGGGAGAGUACACCUGCAGAGGGAGAGUACACGUGCACAGGCAGAGGGAGAGUACGCCUGCACAGGCAGAGGGAGAGUACACCUACAGAGGAAGAGUACACCUGUACAGGCAGAGGGAGAGUACACCUGCAGAGGGAGAGUACACCUGCACAGGCAGAGGGAGAGUACACCUGCAGAGGGAGAGUACACCUGCACAGGCAGAGGGAGAGUACACCUGCAGAGGGAGAGUACGCCUGCACAGGCAGAGGGAGAGUACACCUGCAGAGGGAGAGUACACCUGCACAGGCAGAGGGAGAGUACACCUGCAGAGGGAGAGUACGCCUGCACAGGCAGAGGGAGAGUACACCUGCACAGGGAGAGUACACGUGCACAGGCAGAGGGAGAGUACACCUGCAGAGGGAGAGUACACCUGCAGAGGGAGAGUACACGUGCACAGGCAGAGGGAGAGUACGCCUGCACAGGCAGAGGGAGAGUACAUCUGCAGAGGGAGAGUACACCUGCAGAGGGAGAGUACACCUGCACAGGCAGAGGGAGAGUACACCUGCAGAGGGAGAGUACGCCUGCACAGGCAGAGGGAGAGUACACCUGCAGAGGGAGAGUACACCUGCACAGGCAGAGGGAGAGUACACCUGCAGAGGGAGAGUACACCUGCACAGGCAGAGGGAGAGUACACCUGCACAGGCAGAGGGAGAGUACACCUGCAGAGGGAGAGUACACCUGCAGAGGGAGAGUACACCUGCACAGGCAGAGGGAGAGUACACCUGCAGAGGGAGAGUACACCUGCACAGGCAGAGGGAGAGUACACCUGCAGAGGGAGAGUACACCUGCACAGGCAGAGGGAGAGUACACCUGCAGAGGGAGAGUACACCUGCAGAGGGAGAGAACACCUGCACAGGCAGAGGGAGAGUACACCUGCACAGGCAGAGGGAGAGUACACCUGCAGAGGGAGAGUACACCUGCAGAGGGAGAGUACACCUGCACAGAGGGAGAGUACACCUGCAGAGGGAGAGUACACCUGCACAGAGGGAGAGUACACCUGCAGAGGGAGAGUACACCUGCACAGAGGGAGAGUACACCUGCAGAGGGAGAGUACACCUGCACAGAGGGAGAGUACACCUGCAGAGGGAGAGUACACCUGCACAGAGGGAGAGUACACCUGCAGAGGGAGAGUACACCUGCACAGAGGGAGAGUACACCUGCAGAGGGAGAGUACACCAGGAGCCACGCAGGAGUCUUUGGAUCAGUUAUGUCCCUGUGAUCAGUUAUGUCCCUGUGAUCAGUUAUGUCCCUGUGAUCAGUUAUGUCCCUGUGAUCAGUUAUGUCCCUGUGAUCAGUUAUGUCCCUGUGAUCAGUUAUGUCCCUGUGAUCAGUUAUGUCCCUGUGAUUGAUUGA